Chaetomium strumarium is the source of this 294-nucleotide messenger RNA. RefSeq names its product ribosomal protein S25. Gene Ontology annotation, molecular function: structural constituent of ribosome. Gene Ontology annotation, cellular component: cytosolic small ribosomal subunit. Bases 1 to 294 code for a protein of 97 amino acids. The record is from RefSeq and is a predicted model, not a curated record. The transcript is spliced from 3 exons. Lineage: Eukaryota; Fungi; Ascomycota; Sordariomycetes; Sordariales; Chaetomiaceae.
AUGGCUCCCGCGGCAUCUGGUGCGAAGAAGCAGAAGAAGAAGUGGUCGAAGGGAAAGGUCAAGGACAAGGCCCAGCACGCCGUCAUCCUCGACAAGACCACUUCCGACAAGCUCUACAAAGAUGUCCAGUCCUACCGUCUCGUGACGGUUGCCACCCUCGUCGACAGGCUCAAGAUCAACGGUUCCCUCGCCCGGAAAUGCCUGAAGGACUUGGAGGAGAAGGGGCAGAUUAAGCAGGUGGUGGGACACAGCAAGAUGAAGAUCUACACUCGUGCCGUUGGCGCUGCCGAGUAA